Messenger RNA from Chelonia mydas (Green sea turtle), 2514 nucleotides. RefSeq names its product methyltransferase 6, methylcytidine (gene METTL6). Lineage: Eukaryota; Metazoa; Chordata; Testudines; Cheloniidae. The transcript has 7 exons. The coding region runs from base 291 to 1184 and encodes 297 amino acids. The record is from RefSeq and is a predicted model, not a curated record.
CGCCGAGCCGUUCAUGCCCCUGCCCGCGCCGGACCCGGACUCAGCAGCACCCGGCAGCGGCGGAUCCCCCGCCCCGCUCCCUUCCGGGGCAGCGUGUCACCGGGAAAGCCGCCCGGCUGCAGGGCGCGCCCCGCGCGGAAAUCUUCGGAAAGUCAAGUCUGAUCUUGCCUGGUUUUGCUGGAGGACUUUCGUGGAGGUUUCAGAGAAGGCCUUGAUUGUCUUAUCUGAAAUCAGAGAUGGAAAUAUACACCUGAGAAAAAACACUUUAAAUCUGCUUUGUCUGUAUUCAUAUGGAUGAAUCCAGGAUGUUCCAAGGAAACACAUUUGAUAAUUACUUGAAUUCAGUUGCCCCAAUUUGUGAAGAUGAUGCUUUCCAAAAGAAAGGGCACAAUGUAAGGACCCUUAGCCCUGAAGAAGCUGAGAAACUGGCAAGAGAUCAAGUCUUGGUGUCUGACUUCAAAAAACUGAAACUGGAGAAAGAGGCACAGAAGAACUGGGAUCUGUUUUACAAAAGAAACAGCACAAACUUCUUUAAAGACAGGCAUUGGACAACUAGAGAGUUUGAAGAUUUAAAAGCAUGCCGGGAGUUUGAAGAUCAGAAACUGACCAUUCUUGAAGCAGGCUGUGGGGUUGGAAAUUGCUUGUUUCCACUUUUAGAAGAGGACUUGAAUAUCUUUGCUUAUGCCUGUGAUUUUUCUCCAAGAGCUGUUGAAUAUAUAAAGAAGAACGCUUUAUAUAAUAUUGAGAGAUGUAAAGUAUUCCAAUGUGAUCUGACCAAAGAUGACCUUCUGGAAAAUAUACCAGCAGAUUCUGUGGAUGUUGUCACAUUAAUAUUUGUGCUUUCUGCCAUUCACCCUGACAAGAUGCACCUUGCCUUGCAAAAUAUUUAUAAGAUAUUAAAACCAGGCAAAUGUGUCUUAUUUCGAGACUACGGGCUCCAUGAUCAUGCAAUGCUUAGGUUUAAAUCUGGCAGCAAACUUGGAGAAAACUUUUAUGUUAGACAAGAUGGGACAAGAUCAUAUUUCUUUACUGAUGAGUUCUUGUCUCAUCUCUUUAAGGCUGUAGGAUAUGAGCAAGUGGUCAAUGAGUAUGUGCUGCGAGAAACUGUGAAUAGGAAAGAAGGCCUGCGUGUUCCAAGGGUUUUUCUUCAGAGCAAAUUUCGAAAGCCUCUAAGUGAAGCAUGAGUAUUUGCUAAUGAACCACAGAAAUGCUUGUUUAAAUAGGGUGGUGAGGGGGGGAAAUCUAGUGUGGUGUUUUUCCUUGGCUGUACAGUCCUGGAGUCUGCUAAACCAGAAUGACAGAGUCAUGUUUUCCAAAACCUUCUGUUGUUUUUAAUCCUUGGGUAUAGAAGAUGAGAGUGACUAUUAGAAUACAAUUUUAAGAUAGGAUAAAGGUACAUAUAUACAAUCAACCUCUUUGAGUGUCUAAAUCUCCCCUUUUUAAAGUAAAUUCUGUGCACCAUUGUGUGCUCUUGUGUGAUUUUAAUAUAAAAAUGUGUAAAUAAGACAGUCUGUUUUUAAAUAAUUCUCCAAGCAUUUUGCGUAGGAUUGUAAUUUUCAUUAAGGAAAGUAUGUUGUUGAGCAUAAACAGGCUAAAUGUUAAUUAUAAGCCAAUGUUUCCACUAGUUGCAAGAAUGGAUUAGUGUUGUGUCCCCUUCUCUUUCAUAUUAAAACUAUUUUAUAUUUCUGCUAAUGAACACUUUUUGUUUGAUAUUCAUUUUUAUAAUAAGGGCUAAACAGACUUCAGUUCUGCAGUUUCUCACUGGAAUUAAUUUGCAAACUUGACACCAUCAAAUUGGGCCUGAAUAAAGACUGGGAGUGGCUGGGUCAGUACAGAAAAUAAUUUUCCCUCUGUUGAUACUCACACCUUCUUCUCAACUGUUGUGAAUGGGCCACAUCUACUGUGAUUGAAUUGGCCUUGUUAGCAGUACAAAAAGUAAUUUCCCCUCUGUUGAGAAAUGGGCUACAUCCCCUAAUUGAAUUGGCCUCGAUAGCACUGACCCUCCACUUGGUAAGGCAACUCCCAUCUUUUCAUGUGCUGUGUAUUUAUACUUGCCUACUGUAUUUUUCACUCCAUGCAUCUGAUGAAGUGGGUUAUAGCCCACGAAAGCUUAUGCCUAAAUAUAUUAGUUAGUCUCUAAGGUGCCAUAAGGACUCCUCGUUUUUUUUUUUGUUUUGUUUUUUUAAGUUAUAGGGGUUUAUUCUCCUUUCAGUGCAUAUAGGGCGUCUACACCUAAUUUAUAUCCGGUGUUAAGAAGAGAAAUGGACAGACUCUCCAUGUGUGAGAAGUUAGCCAAAAUACUGUUGUUAUGAAAAUAGUCAUCUGUAGCAAUUUGAACUAUUUCUUAAGACAUCUAUUAAUCAUUUAUAAGCUAUUUCUGAAUGGAACCUUAGUUUAAAGCGUGAUCACUAUUUUUAUAUAUGCUUCUUCUUUCUUCCAGCAAAGAGAGACUUCCUGGAACUUAAGGGGGAGCACAAAACCAUUGCCUCAGUAAAACAUGUGACCUGACACGGA